Messenger RNA from Striga hermonthica, 294 nucleotides. The record is from the annotation of a GenBank genome assembly. Lineage: Eukaryota; Viridiplantae; Streptophyta; Magnoliopsida; Lamiales; Orobanchaceae.
AUGGCGAUGAAGAGCGGUUUCAGAUUUUGCACCUCCAAGCUACUGAGUCCUUCUCCAUCGAUUGCCCCCAAAUCAGUGAAUAGAGGGAUUCACUCAACAAGCGCGAAGAAUAUGGGAGGAGGACACGGGCAUGACGAGCCUUACUACCUUCACGCAAAGCACAUGUACAACUUGGACCGUAUGAAAAACCAGAAACUUACAAUGACUCUCGGUGUCCUUACUGCAUUCAGCAUCGGUGUUGGGGUACCCAUCUUUGCAGUUAUCUUUCAGCAAAGGAAAACUGCCUCGGCAUAA